This is a messenger RNA of Aspergillus glaucus CBS 516.65, 1469 nucleotides long. RefSeq names its product putative zinc knuckle domain protein (Byr3). The record is from RefSeq and is a predicted model, not a curated record. NCBI's taxonomy places the organism in Eukaryota, Fungi, Ascomycota, Eurotiomycetes, Eurotiales, Aspergillaceae. Gene Ontology annotation, cellular component: cytoplasm. Gene Ontology annotation, biological process: positive regulation of cytoplasmic translation. The transcript has 6 exons. Gene Ontology annotation, molecular function: single-stranded RNA binding; zinc ion binding; translation regulator activity. Bases 193 to 999 code for a protein of 268 amino acids.
GUUGUGUGUGAUGUUGAUAACACCCAAAUGAUGAUGUAUAUACUUCAGCAAUGGACCCUAGACAAGGGAAUGGUGACAAGAAUGAUUGAGGAUCAUUCAAUUUAUUGCUCACUUCCCCCCUGCGGCCUCAAUCCAUUGAAAGAAUUAUGAGCCUAAGGCACGAAACAGCAACGGAUUCACCACCCAUCCUCAAUGAACAGAUGGUAUAUAAGAAAACAGAAGAGGCAAUGUCCCAUAUUCACCAUUUCUGUGGCAGUGAAUUCCUUUUCUUCUGGUCUCGCUCAUUUAUUGUCUCGUUUGUCGAGGUGCUGUCUUAUAGUUGACCUGCUGCCAGGCACCGCGGGAAGGAAGACUUUUUUUCUCCCCGCACUAACCGUUGUUAGCAUAUCUCACUUUUUUUUUUUUUUUUUUUUUUUGUCUCUCUCACUUCCAUCCACUACUGCGAUUUCAAUUUUGCUCAACCACUCUUUUUUCCGGUUUCAUUUCGAAUCAACAAUACUAUUUUCCUCUUGCAACCAAAAGGCUUUUCCUAAUUCAAAUUCAAAAUGGACUACCAGAACGGAGGCCGUGGAUGCUUCAACUGCGGUGAUGCAUCUCACCAGGCUCGUGACUGCCCCAAGAAGGGAACUCCUACUUGGCCGAGAAUGCACCAUAGCUCCGAAGGAGAAGUCUUGCUACCGUUGCGGCGUCAGUGGUCACAUUUCUCGCGAAUGCCCUCAGCCUGGUUCGGCCGAUGGCUACGGAGGCGGAGGUGCUGCCGGUGGCCAGGAAUGUUACAAGUGCGGUCAGGUUGGACAUAUUGCUCGCAGCUGUUCCCAGGGUGGCAGCUACGGAGGCGGGUUCGGUGGUGGAUACGGCGGUAGGCAACAGACCUGCUAUUCUUGUGGCGGAUUCGGCCACAUGGCCCGCGAUUGCACUCAAGGCCAGAAGUGCUACAACUGUGGUGAGAUCGGCCAUUGCAAGGAGGCCGGACACGUUCAGGCUGCCUGCCCCAACUAAGUCAACGUAAUCUUGAAUCGAUCGCCUUCUCUAUCGCGCUAGUGCACGAAUAGCCAGGCCAGGAGGAACUCUUUGCCGUGUUAUCGGCAGCGAUUUGGAGUUCUUUCCCAAUCUCUGAUUAAAUCGUGCCUUGGCUCACAAGGCCUGUUCCGAAUGGCCUUCUUUUCGUUUUACUCUGCGGUUCCACCGAUGUCCCAUUGAUAUCGAGAUCUCCGUCAUUGAAAUCGCAGUCUCCUAUCUUCCGAUUCCGAGCGUGGGCAGGAAGAUAUAUUUCAGAAGCAGACAGACGGUCUGGAUGGCAAGCGUGAUGAAAAUUUACUUUACGCGAUACAAAAACAAAAGUGCAGUUAUUCUAACAUUAAUAUAAAAUUUAAAAAAAAAAAUGAAGCCUUCCAUUACGUUCUUUCCGUUGCAAUUGCAUAUUUACAGUGCUUGGUCGCGCUAGAUUCUACAAGUCAAGGCUUAUUGUG